Molecule: messenger RNA, 1082 nt
Organism: Pollicipes pollicipes
Lineage: Eukaryota; Metazoa; Arthropoda; Thecostraca; Pollicipedomorpha; Pollicipedidae
Product: procathepsin L-like
Exons: 3
Coding region: 9-965 (318 amino acids)
Biological process (GO): proteolysis
Molecular function (GO): cysteine-type peptidase activity
Source: RefSeq, a predicted model, not a curated record
ACAUCACCAUGCGCGCCGCUGUGCUCGUGCUGCUCGUUGGGGCGGCGUCCUCCUUUGUGGAGAAGUCCGAAUGGAACGCCUUCAAGCAGGAACACGGCAAGGCCUACGCCAACCCUAUCGAGGAGUUCUACAGGAUGAAGAUUUAUGCCGACAACAAGGCGUACGUCGACAAGCACAUGAAGGAGUAUGCCGAGGGAAAGCACACCUUCACGGUGGCCCUCAACAAGUUUGCUGACCUGACCACCGAGGAGUGGAGCCGCACAUACAAGGGCCUCAUCAGGGGCAGCAGCCAGCCCCACGAGACCCACCAGCCGACCGGCAAGCAGGCUCCCAGCAGCAUGGACUGGCGCCAGUACGGCGUGGUGACCGGGGUCAAGGACCAGGGCCAGUGCGGCUCGUGCUGGGCGUUCUCGGCUACCGGCGGCUUGGAGGGCGCCUGGGCGAGAGCCGGCAAAUUCAUGCUCCCUCAAAGCGAGCAGCAGUUGGUUGACUGCUCCCACACUUACGGAAAUCAGGGAUGCAACGGAGGACUCAUGGAUUUGGCCUUCCGGUACAUCCAGGCGCACGGCGGAAUCGAGUCGGAGGAUUCUUACCCCUACACCGCCAAAGACGGCACGUGCCAAGACUACGGCACCAAUGUGGCUCUGCUCUCCUCCUGGGUGGACAUCCCGUCUGGCAGCGAGAGCUCCUUGUUGGAUGCCGCCGGCAACGUGGGCCCCAUCUCGGUGGCGAUCGACGCCUCCCACCAGUCGUUCCAGCUCUACUCGAGCGGCAUCUAUAGCGAGACAAGCUGCUCGAGCUCCCAACUGGACCACGGCGUGCUGGUCGUCGGCUACGGCAGCGGCUACUGGCUCGUCAAAAACUCUUGGGGGGCUGGCUGGGGACAGGGAGGCUAUAUCAUGAUGACCCGCAACGGUAGCAACCAGUGCGGUAUCGCCACCGAGGCCUCCUACCCGCGAGUCUGAGCGUUGAUGAAAGCUCAAGGUGCGUACUUGCUGAUACAAAUGUAAUGGUAGAACCUCGUUUUUACCACUUACUCGUGGGCACUUGCGGCCUACUCUGAAGGUUUGGUUUGUACUAAA